Molecule: messenger RNA, 1409 nt
Organism: Lemur catta (Ring-tailed lemur)
Lineage: Eukaryota; Metazoa; Chordata; Mammalia; Primates; Lemuridae
Gene: FOXS1
Product: forkhead box S1
Exons: 1
Coding region: 143-1138 (331 amino acids)
Biological process (GO): regulation of transcription by RNA polymerase II; anatomical structure morphogenesis; cell differentiation
Molecular function (GO): DNA-binding transcription factor activity, RNA polymerase II-specific; RNA polymerase II cis-regulatory region sequence-specific DNA binding
Source: RefSeq, a predicted model, not a curated record
GGGCCCACCCCUUUUUGCCUUUCCAGGCUGGGAGGCUGGGCCAGUGGGCCUUUUAAGCAGCCUGGGCUGGCUGUUCCGGACACCAGCCCUGGACGCCGUGCCUGGCCCCUGUGGUCCCGGCAGCCCGGCCAGCCCGGCCAGCAUGCAGCAGCAGCAGCCCCCGCCCGGGCCCCGGGCCCCGGCCGCCGAGCCGACCAAGCCUCCCUACAGCUACAUAGCCCUCAUUGCCAUGGCCAUCCAGAGCUCGCCCGGGCAGCGGGCCACCCUCAGUGGCAUCUACCACUACAUCAUGGGCCGCUUCGCCUUCUACCGCCACAACCGGCCUGGCUGGCAGAACAGCAUCCGCCACAACCUGUCACUCAACGAGUGCUUUGUCAAGGUGCCCCGUGAUGACCGCAAGCCAGGCAAGGGCAGCUACUGGACACUGGACCCCGACUGCCACGACAUGUUCGAGCACGGCAGCUUCCUGCGCCGCCGCCGCCGAUUCACCCGGCGGACAGGUGCUGAGGGCACCAAGGGCCCUGCCAAGGCACGCCGUGGACCCCUCAGAGCCACCAGCCAGGACCCAAGGGUCCCCAACACCACGACCGGCAAGCAGUGCCCAUUCCCGCCAGAGCUGCCAGACCCCAAGGGCCCAAGCUUUGGGGGUCUGGUUGGGGCCUUUCCAGCCAGCAUGUGCCUGGCAACCACGGAUGCCAGGCCUCGGCCACCCGCGGAGCCCAAAGAGAUGUCCACGCCCAAGCCUGCAGGCCCAGGGGAGCUCCCUGCCGCCACCUCAUCUUCCCCAUGCCCGGGGUUCGGCUUUUCUCCUGGCUUCUCUCAGGCCGAUGGUUUUAACAAGGCCCCUACACCUGCCUUGACCCCCGAGCCGGGCACCGGGAGCAGCUACCAGUGCCGGCUGCAGGCGCUGAAUUUCUGCGUGGGGGCCGACCCAGGCCUUGAGCACCUCUUGGCCUCGGCAGCCCCCUCCCCUGCACCACCUACCCCUCCAGCCUCACUCCGGGCCCCACUGCCCCUGCCAGCUGACCCCAAGGAACCCUGGGUUGCAGGUGGCUUCCCUGUCCAGGGAGGCUCUGGCUACCAACUGGGGCUGACCCCCUGCUUAUACCGGACACCAGGAAUGUUCUUCUUUGAGUGAAGGCGGCCUCGCCUUGGGCAGUCCCUGCAGGGCCCCUGCCAACUGCACCCUCCAGGUUGAGCUUAGCUCUAGGACCUGGAGAGUUCUCGAAGGACCCAGCCCUGGCAAGCCAAGGACAACCAGGACAGAGAGCCAGGAGUGAAGCCGAGCACGAGCAGAGCGUUCAGCCAGGCCCCGGGGCCUCUGCACACACCUGGGGGUGAGGGGAAGUGGGGCCCCUUGGGAUUGACCCUGUGGCUCUCAGGGCCAAUAAAGGCAAUGCGAUGAUGAG